CUUUCACAUUCUCAUACCUUCCUGUAUGGAAUACAGACGUACACUAACAUCGAGCUUUGGAUCCGGCAAGUAUCAACGCCGCACACAGAUACCAAGCCUCUAGACACUAGAAUCUCAUACAGGAACGGGCUCCCAGAAUAUAAAACAUGGGUGGUGAUAAGAUUAAAAAAGACAGGCGGCAAAAACGCGAGGCAUACCGCGCGGCCAUGAGAGAAGAGGGAAUCUCGGAGCUGCCCAGGAAAAAGUUUUAUCGUCAAAGGGCGCACGCCAACCCCUUCUCGGACCACCGAUUGAUAUACCCCCCACAUCCUGACCAGAUGGACUGGUCAUCGCUCUAUCCAGACUACGUCGUCGACGAGCCCCAGGAUCAGCAAUCACCAGCCGCCCCUGAGACUCCUUCAGACAAUAAUGACUCCGCACCGCUCAAACCCAAGAGGAUAUCCAAGGACGUCGAGGUCGCCGACAUAGGCUGCGGCUUUGGCGGCCUGCUGGUCGCCCUCGCCCCCCUCAUGCCCGACACCCUUAUCUUGGGGCUCGAGAUCCGCGUGUCGGUCACGCAGUUCGUCGAGGACCGCAUCAAGGCCCUGCGCGCGCAGAACCCGGACUCGCGGCUGUACCGCAACGUGGGGGUACUGCGCGCCAACACGAUGAAGUUCCUGCCCAACUUCUUCCGCAAGGGCCAGCUGACCAAGGUCUUCAUCUGCUUUCCCGACCCGCACUUCAAGGCGCGCAAGCACAAGCAGCGCAUCGUCUCCACCACGCUCAACUCCGAGUACGCCUACGUCCUGCGGCCGGGCGGGAUCGUGUACACGAUCACGGACGUGCUGGACCUGCACGAGUGGAUGGUGCAGCACUUUAACGCCCACCCCUCGUUUGAGCGUGUCGGGGAGGAGGAGCAAGAGGCGGACCCUUGCGUCGGGAUCAUGAGGACCGAGACGGAGGAAGGGAAGAAGGUGGAGAGGCAUAAGGGGCAGAAAUACGUGGCGCUGUUCAGGAGGUUAGAGGAUCCUGCUUGGUGAGACAGGGUUCGGGAGUGAUGUCAACAGCUUCCCAAUACCGGAACACAACACCGCAACAAAUAGCACAAACAUCGCUCGGCCAGUAGCAUAGUUUGUGGCUAUGGUGCGGCUAUGGUUGGGGCCCCGCUAAUGAACGAGUUUCCUCGGGGAACUCGUCCUCGGAUGCUGAGAAUACCUAAGUGCAUGUGUCGUUUGGCGGCAAGUACAGCUUGAACCAAGUCAUCUGCGGGGAACAAAAGGAGGGGGGGGGAAGGACCAACAUCCUUACCAGGCAGAAGAGGUGCACUGGAUAGACGAGGCAAUUUCCUCGGUGUUCAUGGGAGAAGGUCGGACAAGCAUGCUCUUGCCGGCCGGCCGGAAGAGGA
This is a messenger RNA of Thermothelomyces thermophilus ATCC 42464, 1384 nucleotides long. RefSeq lists its product as uncharacterized. NCBI's taxonomy places the organism in Eukaryota, Fungi, Ascomycota, Sordariomycetes, Sordariales, Chaetomiaceae. Gene Ontology annotation, molecular function: tRNA (guanine(46)-N7)-methyltransferase activity. Bases 147 to 1019 code for a protein of 290 amino acids. The record is from RefSeq and is a predicted model, not a curated record. Gene Ontology annotation, cellular component: tRNA methyltransferase complex. Gene Ontology annotation, biological process: RNA (guanine-N7)-methylation; tRNA methylation. The transcript is spliced from 2 exons.